UACCCACAAUGCCUAACUGUAAUGGCAGCAUUAGCUGUCAAUUGUGCUGUGUGUGAUCAUUUAAACAUUGAGAACAACCGAGUGAUCUGUCGCACUGAUGGAGAAAGUUUGGUAGUCAUCCCCAUUUUAGAGUGGGAUGGCUUACCGUCGACAUCAUAACAGACACACGUAUGACAGCAACACUGAUAGUGACACAGAUUAUUACUCCGAGACGGACGACAGGAAGAAAACCUGUAUCAAACGUACCAGCUCUCUUGGGGCCCCGAAAUCUAAACCAUGCCUUGUUAACCGUGCACGAACUCUAAGUUUGGAGAACACCAGUAGUAAUGAAGACGGAGAUGUUCACCACUUGAGUACUGGUGAUGAAGAAUUUGUCAUGACGAGUCGUCCAUCUCUUCCCUCUACUGGUGCGAGGCACCGUGUGUACCAGGGUGUUCCUUAUACUCAGCCGGCCAGACAGCUCAGUUACUUCCAGUCAUACAGAAAUGACCCUUCCAACUUUUCCUUUCCUCCUGAAAUGAGUGAGCUGGCCCAGGGAGCUGGUAUAAUGAACACUAAUCCAGGAAACAACAGUCCGCGUGUAUCAGGAGAAAGAUUGACACUAGUGGUAGAUGAAACACGCUUUGUUGUGGAUCCAGAGUUACUGAGGAAACAUCCCAACACUAUGUUAGGAAGAAUGUUCACUUCUUCUUUGGAAAAUAAUAUUACUCGUCCUAAUGAGAGAGGUGAAUAUGAUGUAGCAGAAGGCAUAUCUGCAACGGUCUUCAGGUCAAUUCUGGAGUACUACAGAACUGGUUGUGUGAGAUGUCCGCCCAGUGUGACGGUUCAGGAUCUCCGCGAAGCUUGUGACUAUCUCUUGAUUCCAUUUGAGCCUGGAACGAUCAAAUGUCAAAACCUUCGGGGAUUUUUACAUGAGCUUUCCAAUGAAGGAGCACGCCAGCAGUUUGAUAUAUUCCUGGAAGAGAUGAUUAUGCCCCAAAUGGUGCACUCUGCACAGACAGGAGAUAGAGAAUGCCACAUUGUGGUUCUGGUAGAGGAUGAUGUUGUGGACUGGGAUGAGGAAUACCCCCCACAAAUGGGAGAGGAAUACACCCAAAUUAUUUACAGCACUUCCAUGUAUAGGUUCUUCAAAUAUAUAGAAAAUAGGGAUGUUGCAAAGCAAGUUCUGAAAGAAAGAGGCUUGAAAAAGAUACGGCUCGGCAUAGAAGGGUACCCUACCUACAAGGAGAAAGUGAGAAAGCGACCAGGUGGAAGGCCAGAGGUGAUAUACAACUAUGUCCAGCGCCCUUUCAUUCGCAUGUCCUGGGAGAAAGAGGAAGCUAGGAGUCGACAUGUUGACUUUCAGUGUGUUAAGAGCAAGUCGAUCACCAACCUGGCUGCAGCUGCUGCAGACACUCUCCAAGACCAGGGCUUGGUACAACAGCAGCACCUACAGGACGGGAGCAUCAACGUCAUCCCUCCCCAGCCCUCCCCCUCAGAGCCCUACCCCGGGGUCCAAAUCCCACCUGAGGGGGACGCAGAGUAAGGACCCUGGUUUAUCAGAGAUAACACAACCCAAGAUGAAUGUGAUUGAUAGUGCAAGUAAAGAGUGUGACGUAUUUGAGAACAAACAUUGCUCGGACACGGUAUCACCCAGCAUCACUUGUUCUACAGGAUUGCUGCCCUGCUUCAACUUUCACAAAUAUUUGCUCAAACUAAUUAAAAGAACAAAAAAGAAAUAAGAAUGCUUUAAUAACUUUUUUGUAGCAGACUGGCUGAUCAUUUAGGUUUUGAUCUGUUAAAUUUAUUAUUAUUAUAAAUCAUGACAGGUAUUAAGUAAUCAACGGCUCUGUUUAGAUAUGAUAGAAAGAUAGAAACAGGUUUCCAACUACAGGUGGUUGGUUGCCAUGCUUAUUUAAGGUAGGGUGAUAAGGUAUGGUGAUAUGGUGAUUUUGUAGGGUGAUUUGUAAUAAGAUACUCAGGAUAGAUAAACCCUGACAAGCUGAUAAAGAAAUCUGUUCCUACCAGAAACUUCUUACUACGUAAGGAAAAUAAUUCUUUAAUCCUAUGUCACCAAGCAUUGUGAUACCAUUUCUCACCAAUGUUAACAUUGUGAUACCAUUUCUCACCAAUGUUAACACUUCCAGCUUUAAGCUAAUGUGUUCAUCAUUCUAUACAGUGUGUAUUACAUGAGUGUAAAGCGGUGUAACAAAUACAUCUUAAGGAAGACAUCUCUACCACUGGUGUACAUCCUACGGAGGAAUAGUAUCUUCUGUGCAUGAAUGUGCUCAAUGAACCAGUUCUAUCUGUGAUGUAAGAUGGAUUUGUUUUAGCAGGUGUUUUUUGUUGGAUGCAUACUACAAUCAUUAAAAGAGAUAGGAAUGAUAAUCUAAAACAAAUGUUGAAUUUCAAUCCCAAAAGUUAGAAGUAAACAGGAAAAGUUUACAACAAUGUUGUGUGAAAAUGAUAGCAUCACUUUAUUAUAGCUUCAAAUGUUAAUAAACUUAUGUGUGGAAGUGAUAGCAUCACUUAAUUAUAGCUUCAAAUGUUAAUAAACUUAUGUGUGAAAGUGAUAGCAUCACUUUAUUAUAGCUUCAAAUGUUAAUAAACUUUCAACUUUGCAUCAGUUCUUUUUAUUAAGCAGAUACCAGAUAGAUUGUUACUAACAUUCAGACAUGGGGUACAGAACAUUAAAUAACAGGACAGAUACCAGAUAGAUUGUUACUAACAUCCAGACACGGGGUACAGAACAUUAAAUAACAGGACAGAUACCAGAUAGAUUGUUACUAACAUCCAGACACGGGGUACAGAACAUUAAAUAACAGGACAGAUACCAGAUAGAUUGUUACUAACAUCCAGACACGGGGUACAGAACAUUAAAUAACAGGACAGAUACCAGAUAGAUUGUUACUAACAUCCAGACACGGGGUACAGAACAUUAAAUAACAGGACAGAUACCAGAUAGAUUGUUACUAACAUCCAGACACGGGGUACAGAACAUUAAAUAACAGGACAGAUACCAGAUAGAUUGUUACUAACAUCCAGACACGGGGUACAGAACAUUAAAUAACAGGACAGAUACCAGAUAGAUUGUUACUAACAUCCAGACACGGGGUACAGAACAUUAAAUAACAGGACAGAUACCAGAUAGAUUGUUACUAACAUCCAGACACGGGGUACAGAACAUUAAAUAACAGGACAGAUACCAGAUAGAUUGUUACUAACAUCCAGACACGGGGUACAGAACAUUAAAUAACAGGACAGAUACCAGAUAGAUUGUUACUAACAUCCAGACACGGGGUACAGAACAUUAAAUAACAGGACAGAUACCAGAUAGAUUGUUACUAACAUCCAGACACGGGGUACAGAACAUUAAAUAACAGGACAGAUACCAGAUAGAUUGUUACUAACAUCCAGACACGGGGUACAGAACAUUAAAUAACAGGACAGAUACCAGAUAGAUUGUUACUAACAUCCAGACACGGGGUACAGAACAUUAAAUAACAGGACAGAUACCAGAUAGAUUGUUACUAACAUCCAGACACGGGGUACAGAACAUUAAAUAACAGGACAGAUACCAGAUAGAUUGUUACUAACAUCCAGACACGGGGUACAGAACAUUAAAUAACAGGACAGAUACCAGAUAGAUUGUUACUAACAUCCAGACACGGGGUACAGAACAUUAAAUAACAGGACAGAUACCAGAUAGAUUGUUACUAACAUCCAGACACGGGGUACAGAACAUU
Molecule: messenger RNA, 3725 nt
Organism: Mizuhopecten yessoensis (Yesso scallop)
Lineage: Eukaryota; Metazoa; Mollusca; Bivalvia; Pectinida; Pectinidae
Product: BTB/POZ domain-containing protein 10-like
Exons: 10
Coding region: 137-1525 (462 amino acids)
Biological process (GO): positive regulation of phosphorylation
Cellular component (GO): cytoplasm
Molecular function (GO): protein binding
Source: RefSeq, a predicted model, not a curated record